Messenger RNA from Kluyveromyces lactis, 1008 nucleotides. It is a transcript of the gene IBD2, whose product is annotated as Ibd2p. The record is from RefSeq and is a predicted model, not a curated record. Lineage: Eukaryota; Fungi; Ascomycota; Saccharomycetes; Saccharomycetales; Saccharomycetaceae. The transcript has a single exon. The coding region runs from base 1 to 1008 and encodes 335 amino acids. Gene Ontology annotation, biological process: mitotic spindle assembly checkpoint signaling.
AUGGGAAAUGGAAACGCUUCUAUUGAGUUUGUCUCUGAAAAUGGGCCAAUCGAUUUUAGUGUGAUGAUGCAAGAGGGAGUCAAAGCCUUAACGAAGAUACUGUCAACCCAUUUGCAAGAUAACCCAGACUUAAUAAAUGAGAAAUCUAUGAAAGUAAUAUUUAAGGAUAAUAAUGGUAAGUUAGAACCGGUCUUUGCUCCGAGUGAGGGAAAUUCCGGGCUUAUCAACGGUAAUGACCAGGAUGAAAACUAUGAUGAGGACAGAGAUAUUGAAGAAGCCAACGAGGAUUAUGAAGUAAUAGAAUUCGAUAAUGAGGGCAACUACCACGUAUGUGCCAAAGGCACUCAAAAUCGAGCUAUUGGCUACGAUGAGAAAGUAUACUCCAAAAGUGAGCAUUACGCUGAUUCUACUGAUACUCAUGAUUACGAUGAAGAUGGAAUAAUAAACGAAGAUAAUAAUCAACUCCUGCCGAAAGACAAAUGGAACGGACAUAUGACUAGAUUGAAAAACGGUGCAAUAUCUUCUGCCGAACAUGAAGUAGUCUUCGAGCAUGAUAAUGGCGAUAAUACUACAUUUUCCCCAGCGGAAACGAUUAACGAUGGACAUAUGGACAAGAGAGAUCGUUCUCAUAUGCACCACAGCGGUCAUUCAGAGAAGACUGGAGGUUCUUGUGCUUGUCAAGAGAAUAAAGAUAGUUUCAAAUAUCCAGAUCAUGUACCGAAUUCUGCUCCAAACUUUAGGGCUCUUUUGCAACACACAGUCAAUGGAAAACAAAUGUGCCCCUUCUGCGAAUACUACGUGGUAUUUGGUACACCUCCUGCUUAUAUAAUGCGAUGGGCAUCUUCAAAGAUUUCUGCAGAACACUCACAGUACAAAAUGAAUGAUCAAAUUGUCGAUGGUGAUUCUGGCGAUAUGGAUCGUAAUCUGGAUAGCGUGGAAACCAAUGAGAUGAACAAACAACAGACAAAGAAAAAGAAGAAGAAAUCAAAACGGAAGAGUAAACGAUGA